CACAAAAUUUACUUUUUGCAGAUUUAAAAACUUUUAAUUCGAUUCAACCGAUCGUCUCGUUGCUGAACACUGUUUGCUGGUGACUAGUUUAAGCAGGAAAUGAUCAAAUCAAAGCGACGGAAAGGGGUGAUGAUCCUUCGUGUAUAGGAGAAGAUCAGUGAAUCAGAAGAGUCCCCCUGAAGAAGGGGAGGUCAUUGAAUUGGCUUUCGAGUGAAGAAUAUUCGAAUGGGGGUGACAACCCAUGGCCGCCAUUUCGAGGCGUUCCUCAACCUCCUCCAAGAUUGCGUCGACUCCAACUCCUUAAGCCAAGGCAAGAUCGCCCAUGCCCUGAUCCUCAGAUUUGGAUUCUUGGGGUUUCCUUUCCUCUGCAAUCGCAUCAUAGAUAUGUAUUCGAAACUGAAGGAGAUGUCAAGUGCACGCCAAUUGUUUGACGAAAUGCCUCUGAAGGAUACCGCCACCUGGAACAUACUCAUUGGCGGAUACUGCAAAUUGAGACGAAUGGAAGACGCACGCCGCUUGUUCGAUGAGAUUCCACGGCGUGACGAUGUCUCCUGGAACACCGUGAUUGCAGGUUACGCUCAGGCGAGCAACGGCGUCGAAGCUCUAGAGCUCUAUAGCAAAAUGCUUUCUGUUAGCCAGACGCCAACCGAGUUUUCAGUAUCUAGUGCUCUCCGGGCCUGCUCGAGUUUGUUGAGGUUGGACCAAGGCAGAAUGCUGCAUUGCCAUGUUUACAGGUUCGGGCUGGAAGAGAACGUCUUUGUCUCGAGCUCGCUUGUCGACAUGUACAGCAAAUGCCGGAUGUUGGAAUAUGCAGGACGAGUGUUUGAUAGAAUGUCGGAGAGGAACACUGUUACUUGGAAUGCAAUGCUAACUGGGUUCUCCCGCAAUGGCUUCGCAGAAGAAAGUUUUCGGGUUCUUGGUCAGAUGCUGAAUUCUAGAAUCAGGCCGGAUCAUAUAACCUUUUCCGUUAUUCUGAGUGUUUGUGCUAGUUCAGCAAACUUGGUUGCUGGAAAGCAAAUGCAUGGUUUCAUGUUUAAGGUCCCUUCAGCCAUGGAUGUAUUUGUUGAGACUGCACUUGUUGAUGUAUAUGCUAAGUGUGGGUGCAUUGAGGAAGCACGGCGAGUAUUUGAUAAUAUGUCGAAGCUCAAUACUGUUUCAUGGAGCACAAUUAUCAUGGGUUACGCGCAAAACGGCCAUGGCGAGGCGGCUGUUGCUCUGUUUGAAGAGAUGUCUAGCUCAGGAAUCAAGCCAGAUGCAGUGACAUUUCUUGGUGUCCUAACUGCAUGCAGCCAUGCGGGGCUUGUCGAGAAAGGCCGACAUUAUUUUGAUUCAAUGGAACGUGAUUAUGGAGUAACCCCAGAUGCGACCCAUCAUGCAGCCAUUGUUGAUCUCCUUGCUCGUGCUGGUCAUGUGCAUGAGGCGAAAAAUCACAUCGACAAGAUGCCAUUUAAGCCAGAUGGUGCGGUCUGGGGUGCAUUGCUUGGAGCCUGCCGAGUUCAGCGCAACCUAGAACUGGGAAAACUUGCAGCGUCUAAGGUCUUAGAAAUGGACCCACAGAAUGCUUCUGCAAACAUGCUUCUUUGUAGCCUUUAUGCUGAGUGCCGUAAUUGGGAUGAAGUAGCAAAACUGAGAAGCAAAAUGAAAGCUUUGGGUGUCAGAAAGGAUCCAGGUUGUAGUUGGAUUGACGUAGCUAAUGCUACUCAUACUUUCGUUGCAGAUGACAACUUGCAUCCUCAAAUAAAGGAAAUUAAUCUUGCUUUGGAAAAACUGAUCAAUCUUUUCGAAGAUAGAGGUUAUCCAUCGUCAAAAAUUUACUUGAACAAUCCAAGCGAGGAAGGGCAGCAGUCUCGUCACAGUGAGAAAUUAGCCAUUGCUUUUGGAUUAAUGAACACCUCACCUGAUGAGACAAUCAGAAUCAUGAAGAACCUCCGUGUUUGUCUUGACUGCCAUACUUUUAUGAAAUUUGUCUCUCAGGCUGUGGGUCGUGCAAUCAUCUUGCGCGAUGUAUGUCGCUUCCAUCAUUUUCGGGAUGGGAGGUGUUCUUGUGGUGAUUAUUGGUAACUCAGAAUCUUCAAGAACUUAUUGCAGAGGCGUUGCAUUUUUCAGCAGAAAAGUUCUGUGGACAUGCACGUUAUGUACUGGUGGUAUUCAAUAAAGAAAAGGUACUGCAACUUCCUUUGACAUACUUCUGGCCAAGGAUAACUGCAUGUUAUAAUCGACUUAUGUUGCCAAGCUUGCAUGCCUUCCAUCAUAUGUGCUCUAAGAUACUUUUGAGGUUUAGAAAGAAGAUAAAGUAGAACUUGCGAAGGAGGAAGAGAAGAAGAUAAUUAGGAGGAAAAGAAAGUUAAUAGAGCUGAUUUUGUUGGCUAUCCUUCUACUCGUCUUUGUGACAUACGGCCUCUUUGGAAGUCUUUUCACGUACACGUAGAAAUAGUCAGGGAGGUCCAUAUGAAGUAAAAAGCUAGUCAGAUUCGACUAGAAACUAUGCAGAAAACUGCCACAUUGAUACGAGCGUUUAUUUGGUUUACUGGAUCACCUUCAACCGCUGUGGAUUAUGAGGGAGGAUAAGCUGCCCAUAUAAUGCAGUUAUUGCCUGUCUGAUCCUGCAUCCAGUUUUUCUCCGGAGUCCAGGUUACAAUUUGAUCCAUACCAGAUGCAAGAUUGGCUGCAUGCUACUACGGCCGCAACAAAACGGAAUCAAGUUCCUGUGCUAGAGGUGUGGAUUAAGAAAUCCUGCUGUAUAGUCAGGCAAGUUCCAAAUUUUCAUUAUUUUUAUCCGAAGAGUAGCAGGUCCGACCUGGUUGGACCUGUGGACAUUUGUGUUAUUCAAGGAAUAACCUGCUAGAUGGGAAAAACCAGGAGAACUUUAUAUGUCGUUGAUUUACAUGGUGCUUGACUGCUGCUUCAAUUUUUCUACAGUUUACUGAUGAUGGAAAAGUACUCUUACUAGGAGGCCUUCAUUGGACGAUUGUUUCAUGUGUCUGAUUUACUAGGGCAAGGAAUGAGCCCUACUACUGCUGUUGUUGUAUCAGCCAUAAUUUAUGUAAUCAUGAAUGUUAGUCUAUUUUUUCACAAUUAUGAAUAAUUGUCACACAAUAUCAUUAGCUUUUUAUUGUGGUU
Messenger RNA from Nymphaea colorata (pocket water lily), 3120 nucleotides. RefSeq names its product putative pentatricopeptide repeat-containing protein At3g23330. Gene Ontology annotation, biological process: RNA modification. Gene Ontology annotation, molecular function: RNA binding; zinc ion binding; protein binding. The transcript has 3 exons. Lineage: Eukaryota; Viridiplantae; Streptophyta; Magnoliopsida; Nymphaeales; Nymphaeaceae. The record is from RefSeq and is a predicted model, not a curated record. The coding region runs from base 226 to 2061 and encodes 611 amino acids.